This is a messenger RNA of Solanum stenotomum, 693 nucleotides long. RefSeq lists its product as uncharacterized. The coding region runs from base 1 to 693 and encodes 230 amino acids. The record is from RefSeq and is a predicted model, not a curated record. The transcript is spliced from 3 exons. Lineage: Eukaryota; Viridiplantae; Streptophyta; Magnoliopsida; Solanales; Solanaceae.
AUGACUAAUGAAGAUAUUAGGGCGGCUUUUUUAACUCUAGCUCAAGCCAUGACGGCUCAAGCUAACCGAGAUGUGGAGCCUAGGGUGAAUACUAAUGAGAAUACCGCGGCCUCAAGAUUGAGAGACAUCGUGAGGGUUAAUCCACCUACCUUUUUGGGCUCUAGAAUUGGACAAUAUCCCCGAAGAUUCUUGGACAAGAUUUACAAAAUUUUGGAUGCUAUGGGAGUAUCUUCUAGAGAGAAAGGGGAAUUGGCUUCAUACCAUUUCAAGGAGGUGGACCAAAUUUGGUUUGUUACUGGUGUAUCACACUUGGUGAAAGAAGGGUGUCGUACAGAAAGGCUCCAUGGUGACAUGAUUUUGUCUAGGCUUGUUGUGUAUUCUCAACCUAUUAAGGAGUCCAAGAUGACUAGGGUUAACCAUAAAGGAGGUGGUGCUUCUCAAAUUGCUAAGUCUACUUGGUCCACUUGUGGAAAGAAGCAUUUUGGGAACUGUCUAUCCGGCACUACUGGUUGCUGUGGUUGUGGAAAAAAUUAUCACAAGGUGAGAGAUUGUCCUAAUAUUGUGGCUAAAGGAAGGAAUGCUAGGCAAUCUCCUUAUAGUGGUCUUAGUGUUGCUGGUCAAGAAAGGAAUCGUUUCUAUGAUCUCCAAGCUAACAAGGAAGCAAAUCUGGAUGAAGGUUUCGGUAAGUCAUAA